CACUUCUUUACUCCGUUCUACUUAGGCCACGGCCCCCGUCUUUCUUUCUUCUACUUCUUUCUCUUCUUGCUUGAUCCUUCCCCGUCCUCCCAUGCUUGUCGCUGCUAUCCACCAUGUCUGAUCCGGAGCCUUCUGCUGCUGCUGCAUGUGCAUCCUCGCCACCCCCAACCCAGCCAUCCGAGUCGGCUGCUGCUCUCAAUUACGCUUUCCUAGUUCACUCCCAGAAAACCCUGACACAAAACCUGCCUCCACGCGUCGACAAUAAAUUGCUAGCACGGCAAAAAAGGCGUCGGACCAGUCCCGAAGACCACGCGAUCCUCGAAUCCGAGUAUCAACAGAACCCGAAACCAGACAAGACGGCCCGAGCAAGUAUAGUCAGUCGCGUCUCGUUAGGCGAAAAGGAAGUUCAAAUAUGGUUCCAAAAUCGCCGUCAAAAUGAUCGCCGGAAAUCGAAGCCACUGCAACCUCAUGAGCUCCUCGCGCCCCGGUCGGACGUGCCUGACGCGUCGAAACAGUCUGCAACCGAUGACAACCUACCGACAGAGCCAGGAUCUUCAAGUGGGACGGAGAAUUCUGAAGACAAUUGCCAGGACACGAAUCCAGCUACACAGUCGUCUGAUAAUGCGUCUUUCGAAUCCGACGUUGUGCCCGGAGAGAAGAACGAACUGGAGCAGGCGGUGUUGAGCUCUCAAACAAGCUUGGCUACCGAAGUUGUGGAGGAUUCUCAGAAAGUUCCCGACGAAACAAUGCCGGAUCCAGAACCAGCUCAGAUGCACGAUGAACCCCCUCUCGACGACUCACACCAGAAUUCUGCCAAGAGGAAGCGAUCGUUCUCUGACAUCCGUGGUACCCGACCAUUUGUACAGGGAUCAUCAACACCAGGAACGUUCCACGGUAUGAAAUCGCCGCCGUCAUUGCGGAUAUCGCUCUCGUUUGAUGGUGAGGCUAUGGUGCGCAAGGAGGGCGAGUUGACCCCGUCUCCUCCUAAAGGACGGAAUUCCCUGCGGAUCGCCAUGUCCUCUGAUGGGAAAGCUGUGAUCCGCGCCGAUGGCGAGCCAUCCCCGUCCAAAAACCGGAUUUCCAUGUUCUCGGCGCGUAAGCCUAGAUUUGCGGGGCUUCAGAGGAGCAACAGUGCUGUGGCCUUUAGUACGCCACGGGGUGGCUCCAUGGAGACCGAACGAAUGUUUGGGAGAUCACGAGAUCCUCGGAACUGGGAAUCCUUUUUUGAUACUGACGCGAGGAGUGCGCUGUCUACCCCGACCAGCUCACAGAGUGCACCGAACGCUGGCUCCCCGGCGUUCUUUCGCGCACGCGGUCAGCGUUCGCUGACGAGGAGCAUGUCGGCAAGACAUAGCAGUGCCUUGCAUCAGUCAGAUUAUCUCAACACGCCUGUUCCCAAACCGACCGGCGAGAAGAGGCGAAAAAUUUCCCGUACGGUCUCUUCGCUGGGCCGGCUGGAGACUGGCCGUGCGACCCUUGGCGAUAAGCUAUCCAAUGCAAAGAUGCUCUCAGGGAAAGAGGACGAACUAGAGUUACAAUGGGGCGACUCGGAUAAAGAGAACUGGAUACCAGGGACGCGAGUCUCCCACAUCCGCCGACGAGCGACUUCCCACCAUCACUCCCGCCGUCCCAUCCUCAGGGAGACCGGCAGCAGGGAUGGAAAAAGCAACAGGGAUCUGGCAUCCUCCGGAAGGUACUCACGGGUGUCUCACUCGCACCACCGCGCGAGCGGGGUAGCGAGCAAGGAUGUGCCGGAGGUGGACGCAGAAGUAUCUGCCUUCAUGAAUGGCGGGGGAGGUGCCAGCCAGGAAGAAGAUCUUGACUGCAUCCAAGGCUUGUUGUCUCUGAGCCAAGGGGCAUGGAGAUGAGAGCGGCUCCUCUCACUGCCCUGUUGAUGAUCGACCUUUCCUUUUGUCCCUUUCUUUUCUCUUCUUCAUUCCCCCUUUGUUUCAUAUCCAUUCCUUUCCUUCGUAGAGUCAAUAUUGGAGGUUACAGGCCAGCAAGCGGGUGAUUGUGUGUAUGAUUUGUGAGAUGAUUGCUUUACGUUCCCCUCGGUGGGCUGCUCCAGGUUUGCUCCAGGCAGUUGCAACCAUGGAUCCUGAUUUGAUGACGAAACCCUGUGCGACGCCACAGACGAUAUCCAGUGCGCUAUUACAGCCGAAUAGCCUAAUACAACAAAACAAUGGAAGCCGAUGAUGAU
Aspergillus sclerotioniger CBS 115572 is the source of this 2200-nucleotide messenger RNA. Its product is annotated as homeobox domain-containing protein. Gene Ontology annotation, biological process: cell differentiation; regulation of transcription by RNA polymerase II. NCBI's taxonomy places the organism in Eukaryota, Fungi, Ascomycota, Eurotiomycetes, Eurotiales, Aspergillaceae. Gene Ontology annotation, molecular function: DNA-binding transcription factor activity, RNA polymerase II-specific; RNA polymerase II cis-regulatory region sequence-specific DNA binding. The transcript has 3 exons. The record is from RefSeq and is a predicted model, not a curated record. Bases 114 to 1868 code for a protein of 584 amino acids.